Entrophospora candida is the source of this 659-nucleotide messenger RNA. The record is from the annotation of a GenBank genome assembly. Lineage: Eukaryota; Fungi; Glomeromycota; Glomeromycetes; Entrophosporales; Entrophosporaceae.
AAUUCUGGGGUGUAAUCCAAUGUGGUGCGAAUAUUGCACCACCUAAAUGGUGUUCAAAAUCGAAUUAUGAAGAAAUACAACGUGCUUGUCUGCCGCGAAAUGAAAUUAAACAUUUUCUGGUUGAAAUUAGAGGCUUGCUUGUGCUGGAUUCGUUGGAUACUUUUGUUUCUGCUUUAAAAAAUCUCACACAAAUACCGAUAUUAUUGAAUGAUCCAAUGACCUCUUUCUUUUUAAAAAUUCUAGAAAAUUUAGGUGAAAUAUUGUUAUCGUGUGUUGAAUCCUAUAGAAAAAGGAAAAAGGUUACAACUCACUUCGAACAAAAAGCAGAUGGGAUUUUCCUUAUGCAAGACAAAAAAUCAUUAAUUGAAAUAGGACAUUUAGAAAUAAGCGGUGGUUACGGGCAUGUUGACAAACCGAGAGCUGCAUGGGAUCAUCUAAAGGGAGCAGUAGAAGACAGUGGAAAUUUGUUUGGAGAACCACAAAUACAACAAGGACUACCAAAUCUUGGAUGUAGUCCGCACCGGGAUAAACAUUAUGCAGGCAUCGGAGAGACUCGAGUUGUGAGUCUGAAUAGUAGUCCAACUCCAGCAGCACCAGUUUUUUUAGGGUUAGACAAAGUUAAAGUGCCAAAUUUAUUCUUCGGUGAUAAUUCACAUUGA